Molecule: messenger RNA, 3744 nt
Organism: Danio rerio (zebrafish)
Lineage: Eukaryota; Metazoa; Chordata; Actinopteri; Cypriniformes; Danionidae
Gene: mybl2b
Product: MYB proto-oncogene like 2b
Biological process (GO): DNA-templated transcription; regulation of DNA-templated transcription
Cellular component (GO): nucleus
Molecular function (GO): DNA binding
Source: RefSeq, marked validated
AAUGAAACUCUUUAGUUAAUUUGAUCGACUGUCUAAUUAGCAUCACACAUGAGUUUAUGCGUGUGUUCUAGACUCAGAGUGUCCUCAUAAAGGUCUGUAUUAUUGGCGUAUUUUGAUCAAACAUCAGGGAAAUGUCUUGGUGGGCGCGCGGUGAGGAUGAGGAGGAGGCCUUAUGCCAGGACACAGACUCUGAUGUAGCUGACCAGAGAGAUUGUGGGAAGGUGAAAGUCAAGUGGACACAAGAGGAGGAUGAUAAGCUGCGUAAACUGGUGCUGAAUGUUGGAUCAAAUGACUGGAAAUACAUCGCUGGAUUUUUACCUAAUCGAUCGGAGCAUCAGUGUCAGCAUCGCUGGUUCAAAGUUUUAGAUCCUGAUCUUGUCAAAGGACCCUGGACCAAGGAGGAGGACGAGAAGGUGAUCGAGCUGGUGAAGAAGUAUGGCAACAAGCAGUGGGCGAUGGUGGCCAAACACCUGAAGGGGCGUCUGGGGAAGCAGUGCAGAGAACGCUGGCACAACCACCUCAAUCCUGACGUCAAGAAGUCUUCCUGGACCCCGGAUGAAGAUCUGAUCAUCUACAAGGCCCACCGCGUGCUGGGAAACCGCUGGGCGGAGAUCGCAAAACUGCUGCCUGGAAGAACGGACAAUGCUGUGAAAAACCACUGGAACUCCACCAUCAAGCGUAAAGUAGAGACGGGGUUUUACUCUGGUGUGGACACUACACUGCACGUGCUCCAGCAGACGGACACUGAAGAGCUGCUUUCUGAAGAGGUGGAGAUUUCCUGUGAUGGAGCCAGUGAAGAACUGCCUGUCGAAUGCUCAAAACGGGAACCUGAAGAGAAAGCCACUGCUCCUCCACAAAAAGCGUCAUCUCCCAAAACCCCCAAAGCUUCAACGAGCCCUAAAAGUGAAGGCGGAGACUCCAACGUGUCCACGUGGGUGAUGGACAGCUCUGGGUUUCUGUCUCCGUCAGCGGCUCCCACACUGAAGGAGGUGAUGGAGCUGAUGGAUGGGGAUCUGGAGGGCUGGUGUACCAUGUCGGACUUCGACCUGCCGGAGGAGAGCCAGAGCUCGGAGCUCUUGCAGUUUCGUCUGGAGGGCAGUGCACUGCAAGAGCUCAGCAAGGGCAGUAAAGGAGAGCUGAUCCCCAUCUCGCCCGGCGGAGCCACUCCUCCAUCCAUCCUGAGUCGCCGCAGCCGUCGACGCAUCGCCCUCUCGCCAGACCCCAAUGACUCCAUGACCCCAAAGAGCACGCCGGUCAAGAUCCUGCCCUUUUCCCCCUCACAGUUCCUCAACAUGUGGACGAAGCAGGACACGCUGGACCUGGAGAACCCGUCCCUCACCUCCACUCCCGUGUGCAGUCAGAAAGCCGUGGUCACCACACCGCUGCACCGAGACAAAACCCCGCUCACACAGAAGGAAAACUCCCUGUUUAUAACACCAAAUCACAAGUCUGAUCUGGACACGAUGCCUCGUACGCCCACUCCGUUUAAAAACGCCAUGGAGAAAUACGGCCCUUUGCGGCCACUGCCUCCAACCCCAAAUCUGGAGGAGGAUCUUAAAGAAGUGCUGCGCAGUGAAGCAGGAAUCGAGCUGAUCGUAGAAGAUGAAGCUCCUGCUGAGAAGAAACGCAAACAAGUGUAUCGGCCUCCCAUGAAGAAAGUGCGUAAGUCUUUGGCUCUGGAUGUCAUCGACUGCAGUGAAAGUGUUGCUGCACGAAAGCAGCAGAUUAAAGCCACAGUCAAACCCAGUCAGAAGCCUCAGACGGUGCAGCCGGAUCCUCCGGUGUCCUCAUGUGCUGUAAAGGAGGAGAAUGUUCUGGAUCAAGGCUUUAUUCUGGGUCCUAAUGAAAGUGGACCUGCCUCUAAACCAGUGCUGGCAACACCCAAAACUAUCUCUCCACUGCCUAUGUCUGCGGCGUGGGAAACUGUUGUCUGCGGACGGACGAAAGAUCAGCUCUUCAUGACGGAGAAAGCCAGACGAUACCUUCGCUCUUUAAAAUCUCACACCCCAAACCGAGCCCUCAUCCUGUCCUGAGCCACGUUUUAUUUACAAAACAUAAUGCGUGUAUGGAGGAGGAAAACUAAUUGUAAAUGUUGUGUAGAAUAUGAACCCAAUUACUGUUCCAGAAUAGACACUUUACUGCUAAUGAUGCUCUCGUCCUGUUUCCUGUGGCGCAUCAGCGCAUUCAAACACCCUGUAUAGAGAAGUGCUGAGAUUUUCUCUUAUUUAUCUACUGUCUACAAGCUCCUGACAUGCCAGCAAACAUGUAUUCUGCUCAAGAGUUCGUAAUCAGGUUUCUGUUUUUAUAAUUGAACUCGGAUUGUGUAAGACUCAGCAUGUGAUGUAAACAGGAAAAGGCUGACUGUUUUCCUGGCCUUUGUAAACCUGGUCAUGCUCUUCUGCAAAUAUUAGAGUUUGUAAAACAGCCUGUUGGGCCUCACAUGGGAUGUUUUGAGGACUUAAAAGGACAGUUCACCCCAAAGAAAUGAAAAUGUAGUCAUCAUCGACUUGUUUCAAACUUGUUUAAGCAUCUUUGUUCUGUUAAACACUAAAUAUUAUAAAUGUUUUAAAUGUUGGAAACCUGUAACCAUUGACUUCCAUUGUAUUUGUAUUAUUCCUUCUAUGAAAGUCAAUGGUUACCGGUUUUCAGCAUGCAUCAAACACAUAUUAGUGUUUAAGAGAAUAAAGACACUCAUAAAUAUGAAUCUGGUAAAUGAUUUGUAUUUUUAGAGAUGACGUUUCUCUUUAAUUGAUAAUGUACAGAAGCUGUUACUUUAAUUUCUUUAAGUAGAAAUGCUAUAAAAGAUGGAUAGAUGUCUGUUGUCUUAAUGGCAACACUGGAAAUGAGCACCAGCCCUCCAGGACUGAGUUUGACACCCUUGCCUUAUAGCCCUGCUGAAAAAAUCAGCUUAAACUAACCUAGGCUGGCUUUAGUUGUUCGACCAGCCUGAUUUUAGAGGGGUUCCAGCUAUUUCCAGCCUGCUUUUAGCGCGUCAGGCUGGGAGAUGACCAGCUUAAACCAGCUUGACCAGCCUAGACACGCUGGAAGCCCAGCCAAAAUCAGCUACGUCCAGCUUAAAGCAGGCUGAUCAAGCUGGUUUUAGCUGGUGAUUUUACAGCCUGACCUGCUAAGACCAGGGUGAAAAUGACCAUACCCCCUCUAAUACCAGGCUGAGCUAGUUUAAGCUGUUUGUUUCAGCACGUGUAAUUCACAGAGACGUCUACUUGUUGUGUGUGUUUACAUCUGGAAGACGUCUCAUGUAGACGUUAAGUAGAUGUGUAGAGAAUGUCUUUAAGAUGUCGAUGAUUCAUAAUGUUUGUUAAAUAGACCUUUUAAUGACCUUUACCAGAUGUUUGUACACAUCAGAUGAUCCACACAGACUAAACAAUCUUUAAAAUAUGACUUGCAGACGAAUAUGUGCUAUCUGGCUCAAACUAAUGUCCAAAUAUCAGGAAAGAAAAUAGCUGAUGAACUUCGUAAACAGAAAUGGGAACAGUUGUGUGUAGUUUUCAUAAUAUAACUGUUCAGAGAUCAGUCAGGAUCAGUGCUCAACAUGUUUUCACCAUGCUUGCGUACAUUUCCAUGCUAACAGAUUUGCUCCUGUUGUAUUAUCAUUGUUCAGCUUGGGAAUACUUCAUUAAGAUUCAUGUUUUGUUCUUUGUGCUUUGUCUGUUUGCUUAUUCUGACAUUUCUACUGUCCACCAGUGGAGAAUCACUGCUGUAAAAUAAACCCUGGUUAUCAUU